Epinephelus moara (kelp grouper) is the source of this 1086-nucleotide messenger RNA. RefSeq names its product Fas (tnfrsf6)-associated via death domain (gene fadd). Gene Ontology annotation, biological process: signal transduction; regulation of apoptotic process. Gene Ontology annotation, molecular function: protein binding. Lineage: Eukaryota; Metazoa; Chordata; Actinopteri; Perciformes; Serranidae. The coding region runs from base 152 to 721 and encodes 189 amino acids. The record is from RefSeq and is a predicted model, not a curated record. The transcript is spliced from 2 exons.
AGCUGAGCAGAUCCACACCUGAUUCAGGAUCUGAGCAACAGUUAAAGAAUUUCACCGGAACCUGUGAAGGAGAUGAACUCAGAGACAAACAGGCGGAAGUGAAAGUAAAGCCCAAGUGUUUCCUAGUUCAUAGACGGAGUGGCACAGAGUCAUGAGCGCUCUACAGUUUAACAGUGUUUUACUGGAGAUUUCUAACCAGCUGUCCGCCGAGCAGCUGGAGAAACUAAAGUUUCUGAACCAAGACAUCGGGAAACGGGAGCUGGAGAAGAUUAACACCGGAAUCAGACUGUUUCAGGUCCUGUCGGAGAGACGCAAACUGUCAGCAGACAACACGGAGUGGCUGUGUGAGCUCCUCAGGAAGAUCCAACGACCGGACCUCUCCGAGAAGUUGAACAAUUAUGAAAGUCAAGCUGGAUUUAACGACAACCAACCGGACGAGGAGGAGAGAGCCAAACUGGACAUUGCCACAGAGGUGAUCGCUGAGAAGCUGGGAAGGAACUGGCGUAAACUGGGCCGCAAACUGGGACUGAAUGACGUGAAGCUGGAGUCCAUCUCCAGGAGGCAUCCCACAGAGCUGGAUGAAAUGGUGAGGGAGCUGCUGAAGGAGUGGAGGAAGAGUCAAGGAGCCGAGGCCCGAACAGAGAAGCUGAUACAAGCCCUGAGAGCCUGCGACUUCAACCUGACUGCUGAUAAUGUGGAGGACGCACUUGCAAAACACUGAUAUGGGUGGAGGUUUACAGAUCAUAUAAGACUGAGAUGAACUCUAGGAAUGAAAUCGAAAACUCUGACUAACCUUCAAGAAAAGAAAAUUAACUUUCAAGAAAGUUAUAUAAAGAUAUAUAAACGUAUGCAAAAAAAUAUCUUUUGAUCAAUAAAUUGACUUCCUGAAUGUCAUAUAACAUGAUUCUGAUUAUGUUUCAUGGUUUCACCUGAAGAUGAAAACAAACAAGUGAACUCGGACAUAUUCUGAUUAAUCAAAUAAUGAUAAAGCAACUGAAUGGUGAACAUUUAAACAUUAGUGAAUAUAAUGUGUCACCUAAUAAUGAUCAUCCGGCAACAGGGAAACUUUCUGCAGGUGAUUGUGGA